ACCCGGCACCACCACCUCCCCGGAUUCCAAGAACAGAUGCCACUCUGAGCUUCAAAUUAACCUCGAGCUCCAAGCUCUCUAACAACCUCGUUAACCACCGUGCCCGCAACUCCUGCCGAGCGCCCGCGACAAUGGCGGCCUCCGUUGAGCGGCACCUGGCCCCGCAUCCGUGGCCGAGCAAUGCGCCUCCCAAGAGCUUCGACAUGUUCCGGCCCGGCGGUCCGGGCAAGCGCCGCGCCGGCCCCGACUCCGACUCCGACGACGAGGACAACAUACCCCCGGACUGGAGGUCGCUCUACCACCCGCGCCUCGAGGUGGAGCCGCCCGUCCAGGACCCCCGCGACGAGGCCACCUCCGACGCGUGGGUGCGGCGCCACCCGGCGCUCGUCCGGCUCACGGGCAAGCACCCCUUCAACUCGGAGCCCCCCGUCCCGCGGCUCAUGGCGCACGGGUUCAUCACCCCGGCGCCGCUCCACUACGUGCGCAACCACGGGGCGGUGCCCAAGGCGGACUGGUCCACCUGGACCGUCGAGGUGACGGGGCUCGUGAAGCGCCCCGCGGGACUCACCAUGGAGCAGCUGGUGACGGAGUUCGAGGCCGUGGAGCUGCCCGUGACGCUGGUGUGCGCGGGGAACCGGCGCAAGGAGCAGAACAUGGUGCGCCAGACCGUGGGCUUCAACUGGGGCCCCGGGGCCAUCUCCACCUCCGUGUGGCGCGGCGCCAGGCUCCGCGACGUGCUCCGGCGGUGCGGCGUCAUGGGCGCAGCGGCCGGCGCCGCCAACGUCUGCUUCGAGGGCGCCGAGGACCUCCCCGGCGGCGGCGGGUGCAAGUACGGCACCAGCCUGCGGCGGGAGGUGGCCAUGGACCCCGCGCGCGACGUCAUCCUCGCCUACAUGCAGAACGGCGAGCCGCUGGCGCCCGAUCACGGCUUCCCCGUGCGCGUCAUCGUGCCGGGCUUCAUCGGCGGCCGCAUGGUCAAGUGGCUCAAGCGGAUCAUCGUCGCGUCCAGCGAGUCCGAGAGCUACUACCACUACCGCGACAACCGCGUCCUGCCGUCCCACGUCGAUGCCGAGCUCGCCAAUGCCGAAGCGUGGUGGUACAAGCCGGAGUACAUGAUAAACGAGCUGAACAUCAACUCGGUGAUCACGACGCCGGGCCACGACGAGGUGCUGCCCAUCAACGCGCUGACGACGCAGCGGCCGUAUACGAUCAAGGGAUAUGCGUACUCCGGUGGCGGCCGGAAAGUUACGCGGGUGGAGGUGACCCUGGACGGCGGCGAGACGUGGCAGGUGUGCACCCUCGACCACCCGGAGCGGCCAACCAAGUACGGCAAGUACUGGUGCUGGUGCUUCUGGUCCGUCGACGUCGAGGUGCUCGACGUGCUCGGGGCCAAGGAGAUCGCCGUCCGCGCCUGGGACGAGGCCAUGAACGCCCAGCCGGAGAAGCUCAUCUGGAACCUCAUGGGCAUGAUGAACAACUGCUGGUUCCGUGUGAAGAUCAACGCGUGCCGGCCGCACAAGGGCGAGAUCGGUCUGGUGUUCGAGCACCCGACGCAGCCGGGCAACCAGCCGGGCGGCUGGAUGGCGCGGCAGAAGCACCUGGAGACGUCGGAGAGCGCGCAGGGCACGCUGAAGAAGAGCACCUCCACGCCCUUCAUGAACACGGCCACCGCGCAGUACACCAUGUCCGAGGUGCGUCGCCACACGUCCCCGGAGUCCGCAUGGAUCAUCGUGCACGGCCACAUCUACGACUGCACGGGCUUCCUCAAGGACCACCCCGGCGGCGCCGACAGCAUCCUCAUCAACGCCGGCACCGACUGCACCGAGGAGUUCGACGCCAUCCACUCCGACAAGGCCCGCGGCCUCCUCGAGAUGUACCGCGUCGGCGAGCUCGUCGUCACCGGAAGCGACUACUCCCCGCAGAGCAGCCACGCCGACCUCAAGGCCAUCGACGAGGCCCCUGCUGCGCCGCCGGUUCCUCUGCCCGUGUCCACCGUCGCGCUCGCCAACCCGAGGGAGAAGGUGAAAUGCCGGCUCGUGGACAAGAAGAGCCUGUCCUACAACGUGCGCCUCUUCCGGUUCGCGCUGCCGUCGCCCGACCAGAAGCUCGGCCUGCCGGUCGGCAAGCACGUGUACGUGUGCGCGUCGAUCGCCGGCAAGCUCUGCAUGCGCGCGUACACGCCGACGAGCUCCGUCGACGAGAUCGGCCACAUCGAACUCCUGAUCAAGAUCUACUUCAAGGACGAGGACCCCAAGUACCCCAACGGCGGGAUCAUGUCGCAGUACCUGGACUCCCUGCCGCUCGGCGCGACCAUCAACAUCAAGGGCCCCAUCGGGCACAUCGAGUACGCCGGCCGCGGCGGCUUCGUGGUGAACGGGGAGCGCCGGUUCGCGCGCAGGCUCGCCAUGAUCGCCGGCGGGACGGGGAUCACGCCGGUGUACCAGGUGAUCCAGGCCGUGCUGAGGGACCAGCCCGAUGACGACACGGAGAUGCACCUGGUGUACGCGAACCGGACGGAGGACGACAUGCUCCUGCGGGAGGAGAUCGACCGGUGGGCGGCGGCGCACCCGGCGCGGCUCAAGGUGUGGUACGUGGUCAGCAAGGUGGCGCGCCCCGAGGACGGGUGGGGGUACGGCGUCGGGAGAGUGGACGAGCAGGUGAUGAGGGAGCACCUGCCGCUGGGCGACGGCGAGACGCUCGCGCUCGUGUGCGGGCCGCCGGCGAUGGUCGAGUGCACGGUGCGCCCCGGCCUGGAGAAGAUGGGGUACGACCUCGACAAGUCUUGCCUCGUCUUCUGAGCUCACGGACGCCGUGCGAGGGCAGCUGUACAUAGAAAUGAUGCUGCGCGCUUGCAGCCUAGUAACGCGUCGACCUUGCUGGAACUCCACCUAGCUCUGGUGAUAGCGAGUUGGAGUAGUGUGUGAGUGGUCAUGGAGGUGCAUACUACCUUGUGCCAUGGACGUUUUGUGGUGAGAUGCGUAUUGGUCCUACAGAGCAAAUAAAAAGUUAUAAAUCAUCCAACCAAA
This is a messenger RNA of Panicum hallii, 3026 nucleotides long. Its product is annotated as nitrate reductase [NAD(P)H]. Gene Ontology annotation, molecular function: molybdenum ion binding; heme binding; nitrate reductase (NADPH) activity. The transcript is spliced from 4 exons. Gene Ontology annotation, biological process: nitric oxide biosynthetic process; nitrate assimilation. The record is from RefSeq and is a predicted model, not a curated record. The coding region runs from base 132 to 2798 and encodes 888 amino acids. NCBI's taxonomy places the organism in Eukaryota, Viridiplantae, Streptophyta, Magnoliopsida, Poales, Poaceae.